Xylona heveae TC161 is the source of this 2838-nucleotide messenger RNA. Its product is annotated as putative DNA repair helicase. Gene Ontology annotation, cellular component: nucleotide-excision repair factor 3 complex; transcription factor TFIIH holo complex; transcription preinitiation complex. Gene Ontology annotation, biological process: nucleotide-excision repair; transcription initiation at RNA polymerase II promoter. The transcript has 2 exons. NCBI's taxonomy places the organism in Eukaryota, Fungi, Ascomycota, Xylonomycetes, Xylonales, Xylonaceae. The record is from RefSeq and is a predicted model, not a curated record. Bases 188 to 2689 code for a protein of 833 amino acids. Gene Ontology annotation, molecular function: hydrolase activity; 3'-5' DNA helicase activity; DNA binding.
GAUAUCUGACUCCACACUUUAUCAUCGGUCAUCAUUUCGUGGCAAGCAGAGACUUAGACGACUUGGUGACCGGUGGAACCGUUGUGCAGGCAAUUUACGCAGUCAUAUACAUAGAGCUGCUCUCAAAUCGACUGCACGUCGUUCCCAUUCAUUUAAGCCGUCGCCACUAAGCUUCAGCUUCGGCGAGAUGCCUCCAAAGCGCAAAGCUUCUACUACUGGCUCACGCUCAGAGAGAGCGUCGAAGCGGUCUACGCCUGCGCCGAGUACCCCUAUGAGCGUGGAUAGUAGUGAUGAAUACUCCGAACAAGGAGAACCGCCUGACGAAAGCGAAGCUGAGAACAUAGACAAGGCUAUCAAUAAAUUCUCUCUUGAAUCUUAUAACCGCCAACAACAUCAGGCUACUGACUCUGCGUCACAACUUUUCGGUUCAAGCGAUUUCGCCUAUCUUUCACUCAAACCUGAUCACGAUAAUCGGCCGCUUUGGAUAGAUCCAGUAAAGGGAAGAAUCAUUCUAGAGAGUUUCUCGCCCCUUGCCGCCUAUGCGCAAGAUUUCUUGACCACGAUCGCCGAACCGUUAUCAAGACCCACGUUUCUUCACGAAUACGCAUUGACGCCUCACAGUUUAUAUGCUGCUGUUUCUGUUGGACUUCUUCCCAGCGACAUCAUCAACGUUCUUGAUCGGCUCUCGAAGGUUCCUCUACCGGAAAACAUAAGGGAAUUCAUUACAAAAUGCACCGCCUCGUACGGCAAAGUUAAGCUUGUACUCAAGCAUAAUAGAUAUUUUGUCGAGAGCACGGACCCAGAGAUGCUGCAACGAUUAUUGAAGGAUGAGGUUGUGGGAAAAACAAGGAUUGAAGGCUCAGACGAGAUUACAAAAGAGAAAGCCCCGCAAAUGGGUGGUCUUGUUAUUCCUGGUACCAAGAAUGCUGCUGGCGUCAAGCAACAACCGGAUCAGGCACAAGCGCAGCGAACCGACCAGGAUGCCGAAGGUCCAGCCAAGGAAGAUGAUAUAUUUCUCACCCUUCGAGAAGAGGACGAUGAUGAGGACGAGACUGACCAAGUACAUUCGUUUGAAAUUGUAAGUGACGAUGUCGAGGUUGUGCAGAAGCGAUGCUUGGAGUUGGAGUUUCCCAUGCUCGAAGAAUACGAUUUCCGAAACGACGAGGUGAACCCCAACCUCGAAAUCGACCUCAAGCCUAGUGCACAGAUUCGUCAUUAUCAAGAGAAGAGUUUGAGUAAAAUGUUCGGUAAUGGACGAGCCAAAAGUGGCAUUAUCGUGCUUCCCUGCGGCGCCGGCAAAACACUGGUUGGAAUUACUGCCGCUUGUACUAUCAAGAAGGGCAUUGUCGUGUUGUGCACCAGCUCCAUGUCUGUGGUGCAAUGGCGAAACGAAUUCAUUAAAUGGUCCAAUAUCAAUCCCGAUGAUAUUGCUAUUUUCACGUCCGACCACAAAGAGAAAUUCUCCAGGAGUACCGGUAUAAUUGUAUCAACGUACAGCAUGGUUACGCAAACAAAGGGCAGGUCGCAUGACUCGCAAAAGAUGAUGGACUUUUUGCAGGGUCGAGAAUGGGGUCUAAUGAUUUUGGACGAAGUCCAUGUCGUCCCGGCCUCCAUUUUCAGAAAAGUCACACAUUCUAUUGCCACUCACUCAAAGCUUGGUCUGACUGCCACGCUUUUGCGUGAAGAUGACAAGAUUCGCGAUCUGAAUUUCCUCAUUGGCCCGAAACUCUACGAGGCCAACUGGAUGGAACUUGCUGAGCAAGGGCAUAUUGCAAAGGUUCAGUGCGCCGAAGUUUGGUGUCCAAUGACCACCGAAUUCUAUCAAGAGUAUCUCCGGGAGUCUUCGCGCAAGCGUUCACUGCUUUAUAUCAUGAACCCGCGGAAAUUCCAGGCUUGCCAAUUUUUGAUAGACUAUCAUGAAAAGCGUGGCGACAAGGUUAUUGUGUUUUCAGACAACGUCUAUGCAUUGGAAAAAUACGCACUGAAACUGCACAAAGCAUAUAUUUACGGCGGCACGCCACAGGCCGAGCGAUUGCGGAUUUUAGAAAACUUCCAGCACAACGAUCUCGUAAACACCGUCUUCCUCUCAAAGAUUGGAGAUACAUCUCUCGACUUGCCGGAAGCGACAUGUUUGAUCCAGAUUUCAUCUCAUUAUGGAUCUCGUCGGCAGGAAGCCCAACGUCUCGGACGGAUUCUUCGAGCUAAACGAAGAAACGACGAAGGCUUCAAUGCCUUUUUCUACUCGCUCGUCUCGAAAGAUACCCAAGAAAUGUACUAUUCAUCGAAACGGCAGGCUUUCCUUGUCGAUCAGGGUUACGCCUUCAAGGUGAUUACUCACCUUCAGGGUAUCGAGAAUCUACCCAACCUUGCAUACGCAUCUCCGCAAGAGCGUACGGAGUUGUUGCAAGAGGUCAUGCUCCAGAACGAGACAUCGGCAGACGUUGAGAAGAUCGACGGCGAUCUAUUUGGAGAACGAUCCGGUGGCCCUGGUAGCAAGCGCUUUGCUAAGAAGGGUGCUCGCCGGACCGCCGGCAUGUUGAGUGAUCUCAGCGGUGGUCAAGACAUGGCUUAUAUCGAGUACAAUAAGAGUAGAAACAAGGAGCUCAAGGGCAAGAGCCAAAACCCAUUCAUGAAGAAGAUGUUCCGCGACCAAGCUAAGCGGCGCGCUCAAAAUACAAAUCUGGACUGAAAUUAUGACAGAUUAUUCUUAGAUGGUUGGUCAACGGGGACUAAGCCCCCAUUUUGGCGUAUCGGUUUCAAUUUACAAUUUGGGAAUCUAGGGAAAUUGAAUAGGAGCAUCUAGUGGCUGUUGUUUAUAUGACAUCUUUAAAUGAAAGC